This is a messenger RNA of Zygotorulaspora mrakii, 1503 nucleotides long. RefSeq names its product cysteine desulfurase (gene NFS1). Gene Ontology annotation, molecular function: cysteine desulfurase activity; pyridoxal phosphate binding. The transcript has a single exon. Gene Ontology annotation, cellular component: nucleus; mitochondrion; cytosol. Bases 1 to 1503 code for a protein of 500 amino acids. The record is from RefSeq and is a predicted model, not a curated record. Gene Ontology annotation, biological process: [2Fe-2S] cluster assembly. Lineage: Eukaryota; Fungi; Ascomycota; Saccharomycetes; Saccharomycetales; Saccharomycetaceae.
AUGACGAGGUCUACAUCGGUUGAACUCCUCUCUCGUUUAUCGAGAGUAUGCUCAUUGAGAACUCGGUCUUCGGCUGUUACGAUUCUAGCAUCACAACUGGCGAGAUCUUAUUCAUCUGCAGCAGCGGCUGCUGUGAAGCUUUCAGAUGACGUUUCUUUGGAAACUCAUACUGAUAUUCAAAGAGCGGCCCGGGAGCAAGCAAAGACAAGGGCCGCUGCUAGCUUCACCUCACCAGAUGCUGCCAGUUCUGGAACUAGUGCUCUACAGCAUGCCUAUCAAGAAAACACAGGGUUUGGUACUAGACCUAUCUAUCUGGACAUGCAAGCGACGACACCAACAGAUCCUAGAGUGUUGGAUACUAUGCUAAAAUUCUAUACAGGGCUUUAUGGUAAUCCACAUUCAAAUACACACGCCUAUGGUUGGGAAACCAAUAAAGAGAUUGAAAAUGCAAGGGAUCACAUCGCUAAAGUAAUAAAUGCCAAUUCGAAGGAGAUUAUAUUCACCUCUGGUGCCACAGAGUCAAAUAAUACUGUUCUUAAAGGUGUUUCGAGAUUCUACAAGAAAACAAAGAAGCAUAUUAUAACUACGAGAACGGAACAUAAGUGUGUCCUCGAAGCAGCAAGAGCCAUGAUUAAUGAGGGCUUCGAGGUUACAUUUUUAAAUGUUGACAGUCAAGGCCUUAUCAGCAUGAAAGAAUUAGAAGAAAGUAUCAGACCUGACACGUGUCUGGUCUCAAUUAUGGCUGUGAACAAUGAGAUCGGUGUAAUGCAACCACUGAAGGAGAUUGGUGCAUUAUGUAGGGAAAAAAAAGUACAUUUCCACACUGACGCAGCACAAGCCUACGGUAAGAUUCCAAUCGAUGUAAACGAAAUGAAUAUAGAUCUACUAUCUAUAUCAUCCCACAAAAUUUAUGGACCAAAAGGAAUUGGUGCACUUUUCGUGAGAAGAAGACCAAGAGUGAGACUAGAACCAAUCAUUUCCGGUGGUGGACAAGAAAGAGGUCUUAGAUCAGGGACUUUGGCGCCAGCAUUAGUUACCGGAUUUGGUGAAGCAGCUAGAUUAAUCAAUCAAGAAUAUUCUAGUGACAUUGCUCAUGUUUCAAGACUAUCGAAGAAGCUUGUUGAUGGCUUAUUAUCUAUCGAUCAUACUUCAUUAAAUGGUUCACCAGAUCAUCGUUAUCCUGGGUGUAUCAAUGUUUCUUUUGCAUAUGUGGAGGGUGAAUCUUUAUUGAUGGCAUUGAGAGAUAUUGCUUUAUCAUCAGGAUCUGCCUGUACUUCAGCAUCUUUGGAACCAUCGUACGUGUUGCAUGCAUUAGGCAAAGAUGAUGCAAUGGCACACUCUUCUAUCAGAUUUGGCAUUGGUAGGUUUUCCACUGAGCAAGAAGUUGAUUACGUUAUCAAAGCUAUUAGUGAAAGAGUCAAGUUUUUGAGAGAGCUUUCCCCACUUUGGGAAAUGGUUCAAGAAGGUAUAGAUUUAAAUUCCAUUGAAUGGUCAGGACAUUGA